AUGUGGCUGUUGUCUGCUAUCUUAAUCGUAGCUACUUUCAAUGCAGUAAUUGGUUGUAAACAUUCGCAUUCUGCAGCUCUCUCUCAAAUUCAAUCUGUUGGCAUUGGAAUUUCAUCAUCAGGUGGUUGCAGUAAUUGUAAUAAUCCAAAAUGUACAUCAGUUGAUCAAGUGAAUUGCAAUGCAAUUCGUUGUUUGAGAACACUGAAAACAUCUUCAGGUUGUCCUAUCACAGUUACUGGAGGCACAGAAACUGGUCAUGCUAGUGGAACACAUUCACAUUGGAAUGGAUAUAAAAUUGAUAUUUCACUCAAUUCAUGUAUCGAUUCAUAUAUUACAAAACAAUUUGCUUACUUUGGUAAACGAGGUGAUGGUGCUACUCAAUAUAAAGCAUCAAGUGGCAAUGUUUAUGCUAAAGAAGGCAAUCAUUGGGAUAUUACAUUCACUGCUCAAUUUAUAACUAUUGUUAACAGUUCUCACUUUUUGGGUGGCACUAUCAAUUGGUGUAUAGAGAAUUCGUCAACUAAUAGUACAUGGGUAGCUAUACUUAUUACUCAAACAUAUUCUUGGACAUAUACUCCUGGAAAAUAUGAUCAUGGUGAAAUUGCUGCACAUCAAGUAGUAGCUGGUACAGGAGAAAUACUAACUUGUUCACCUAGUUGUCCAACUGGUUUUGGAAGUGUGUCUACUACAUCUUAUUGUACUGAUGUUUCCUCACUCAAUGGAAUCGCAGUUGGACAACGUUCAGAUGUAGUUGUAAUACCAGAAGGCAGUGAUUUUUCAGUGAUUUAUGCAAGUAGUGCAUGGGGUAGUCUAACGUUAGGCGGAGCUGGUUGGUCUAUUUCAUCGCAUAUUAAGCUAAACAAAACGACACUGAUUACUACCUCAGUCAGCGAUGCUGAUGGAGAUAUUGUUCGAUGUCGUUGGGCUACUAGUUCGAAUGGUGUUGAUGAAUGUGGUUCCGUAUGUCCACCACAUUCAUUACCAGCCAAUACAGUGAUUUAUUCAAACUGUACUAUUGAAGUUAUUGGUACAAUUGCUGGUAGUCGAUAUGCUAUAGCAAUUAUGGUCACAGAGGAUUUCAUCAAUUCAACUAGUACAACACCAUUAAGUUCAGUACCUGUUCAAUUUCUUCUUGAAGUCGUUACUCCAUCAUCAUGUUCUAUUCUACCUGAAGUGUCGCUUACUGGAAAAUCAUGUACACCAAUUAAGGUUAAUGAAACAUUUACAUCCCAAUUACUUGGUAUAAAUCAUUGUGGAGAAAAUGUUACUAUUAUUGACAUAUCUACAUUGUCUUUUUCUGGAAUGAUUCAAGAAUCUCUUGCCAAAUUAAGUUCUCUCAUUUAUUAUAAAAAUAUAACUUGGACACCAACUAUUUAUCAACUUGGCUAUCAAGUUAUGUGUGCAAUGGGUUUGAACAGUCAACAUGUACAAUCAUUGCAACAUUGUUUCACGUUUUAUGUAACAGAAAAUGGUACGGAUACAUGUCCUGGAGUUAUAGACCAUAGCACAACGACGAUCUCAUCAAUAUCAACAUCAACAACAUUAAUGACAACGACAAACACAUCAACAUCAACCCAAAUACUAACAUCUAGUUGUAUCAAUUGGUUAUUGGUUGCAAGUCUUGCUGCUUUGGCUCUUUGGACUACGGCCUAAACAACUAAACCAAAUAUUCAUAUUAUUGUUCAUAUUCAUGGUGGUGGUUGGGUUCGUGGUAGUCAUACAAACAAAUGGCAUGGUAGUUUAACAAUAGGUCGAACAUGUGCUCGUGAAGGUUUUGUUAGUAUUAUUGUAUCUUAUCGUUUAGCACAUGCUGAUCCAAAUCAAAUAUUUCUCUCUGGCUAUUCAGCUGGUGCACAUUUAAUUAGUUUACUUGUUCUUGAUAAAUCUCAUUUACAUCGUCAUGAAUUUCCUCUAUCAAUAAUAUGUGAUGUUAUAACUAUAAGUGGAAUUUAUAGUCUAGCAAAUUCAACACAUGAUUAA
Rotaria sordida is the source of this 1980-nucleotide messenger RNA. The record is from the annotation of a GenBank genome assembly. Lineage: Eukaryota; Metazoa; Rotifera; Eurotatoria; Philodinida; Philodinidae.